CUGACAUAGAAUCUGUUGUGGAACUGUACAGUCCGAUAGUAUAGUAAAAUAACUUUAACAGUAUAGUAACUAAUAGUAAAGUAACUUUAACAGUAUAGUAACUAAUAGUAAAAUAACUUUAACAGUAUAGUAACUGAGGAGUAAAGUAACUUUAACAGUAUAGUAACUAAUAGUAAAAUAACUUUAACAGUAUAGUAACUGAGAUAGUAAAGUAACUUUAACAGUAUAGUAACUGAGAUAGUAAAGUAACUUUAACAGUACAGUAACUAAUAGUAAAAUAACUUUAACAGUAUAGUAACUGAGAUAGUAAAGUAACUUUAACAGUAUAGUAACUAAUAGUAAAAUAACUUUAACAGUAUAGUAACUGAGGAGUAACUGUCCAGAAUGAUGAUACUCCAUGUUGUCUCCUGCUGUCUCCUCUCAGCUCUGUGUGUUGUGGAGUCAGCUGGCAUGAAUGUGAAGGAAGUGGUAGGAGGACAUGUCACUGUGGGCUGCUCGUUCACUUUGGCAGGGAACAACAACAAAUACUUCUGCAAGGGGACAUGUUCUGGUAGAGACAUUCUGGUUGAAACUAAGGGGAGCAAGACUGUAACUCAAGGUAGAUACAGUAUAGAAGACUUAAGGAAUGGAGUCUUCUAUGUGACCAUCAAGAACCUGAUGAAGUCAGACUCAGGGACCUACUGGUGUGGAGUGGAGAGAUCUAUAAAGAACACAUUCCAAGAGGUGCAUCUCACAGUUACAGAUGCUCCUCCCACUUCUACACCGUCACCUGUCACCUCCAGAUCCCAUGUCUCCACAACCCUCCCAAACCUCUCUACAACAUCCUCUCACCUCACCACAACCCUCCCAAACCUCUCUACAACAUCCGCUAACCUCUCCACAACGUUUCUGGCAUCUGGAGAUAUCAGUGGUCCCUCUUCAUCAAGAGCAGGUACAGAAAUGAAACCAUUCGACUCGCUCUGGACGCUCUGGACGAUAUGGUGCGUGCGCAGAGAUCACUGUCUGUCUAUCUGUCUGUCUAUCUAUGUUUCUGUAUAUCUGUCUGUCUAUCUAUAUGUCUGUCUGUCUGUCUGUCUGUCUGUCUGUCUGUCUGUCUGUCUGUCUGUCUGUCUGUCUGUCUGUCUGUCUGUCUGUCUGUCUGUCUGUCUAUCUAUGUUUCUGUAUAUCUGUCUGUCUGUCUGUCUGUCUGUCUGUCUGUCUGUCUGUCUAUGUUUCUGUAUAUCUGUCUGUCUGUAUAUCUGUCUGUCUGUCUGUCUGUCUGUCUAUCUAUCUAUCUAUCUAUCUAUCUAUCUAUCUAUCUAUCUAUCUAUCUAUCUAUCUAUCUAUCUAUCUAUCUAUCUAUCUAUCUAUCUAUCUAUCUAUCUGUCUGUCUGUCUGUCUGUCUGUCUGUCUGUCUGUCUGUCUGUCUGUCUGUCUGUCUGUCUGUCUGUAUAUCUUUCUGUCUAUCUAUGUUUCUGUAUAUCUGUCUGUCUGUCUGUCUAUCUAUGUUUCUGUAUAUCUGUCUGUCUAUCUAUUUGUCUAUCUAUUUGUCUGUCUGUAUAUCUGUCUGUCUAUCUGUCUGUCUGUAUAUCUGUCUGUCUGUCGAUCUGUCUGUCUGUCUGUCUAUCAAUCUGUCUGUCUGUAUAUCUGUCUGUCUGUCUGUAUAUCUGUCUGUCUCUCUAUCUGUCUAUCUCUCUGUCUAUCUGUCUAUCUAUAUGUCUGUCUGUCUGUCUGUCUAUUUAUCUGUCUGUAUAUCUGUCUGUCUAUCUGUCUAUCUAUAUGUCAGUCUGUCUGUCUGUCUAUCUGUCUGUCUAUUUAUCUGUCUGUAUAUCUGUCUGUCUAUCUGUUUGUCUGUCUAUCUGUCUGUCUGUCUGUCUGUCUAUGUGUCUAUCUAUAUGUAUGUCUGUCUGUCUGUCUAUCUGUCUGUAUAUCUGUCUGUCAAAUCAAAUCAAAUUUUAUUUUUCACAUACACAUGGUUAGCAGAUGUUAAUGCGAGUGUAGCGAAAUGCUUGUGCUUCUAGUUCCGACAAUGCAGUAAUAACCAAUGAGUAAUCUAACCUAACAAUUCCUAAACUACUGUCUUAUACACAGUGUAAGGGGAUAAAGAAUAUGUACAUAAGGAUAUAUGAAUGAGUGAUGGUACAGAGCAGCAUAGGCAAGAUACAGUAGAUGGUAUCGAGUACAGUAUAUACAUAUGAGAUGAGUAUGUAAACAAAGUGGCAUAGUUAAAGUGGCUAGUGAUACAUGUAUUACAUAAGGAUGCAGUCGAUGAUAUAGAGUACAGUAUAUACGUAUGCAUAUG
Messenger RNA from Oncorhynchus masou masou (cherry salmon), 2281 nucleotides. RefSeq names its product mucin-2-like. Gene Ontology annotation, molecular function: transmembrane signaling receptor activity. The record is from RefSeq and is a predicted model, not a curated record. Bases 385 to 1959 code for a protein of 524 amino acids. Gene Ontology annotation, cellular component: plasma membrane. The transcript is spliced from 4 exons. NCBI's taxonomy places the organism in Eukaryota, Metazoa, Chordata, Actinopteri, Salmoniformes, Salmonidae.